AUGUCGAUAGAUACGUCAACGCUUAUUACUAUUGCUGGUAUUAGUAUUAUUUCUGUUGUUAUUUUUAUUUUAUAUAAAAAUAAAAAUCAAUCGAAUAAUGCUGAAAAAAAUAAACGAAAAAAUGUGAUUAUAACAUUAAAAAGUCCAGAUAUAAAAUAUGCAUUUCCAUUGGUUUAUAAAGAAAAUCUUUCUCAUGAUACAUAUCGUUUUCGUUUUCAACUUCCAUCAUCAAAACAUGUACUUGGUUUACCUAUCGGUCAACAUAUUUAUUUAUCAGCACAUAUUAAUGGUGAACUUGUUAAACGACCAUAUAAUCCAGUUACAUCAGAUGAUAAUCAAGGUUAUUUUGAUCUUGUUAUUAAAAUUUAUUCAAAUGGUAAAAUGACUCAAUAUCUUGAUAAACUUCAUAUUGGUCAUACUAUUGAAGUAAGUGGCAGUUUAUCAAGUAAUCUUAUUUAUAAAGAUCAUGGUUUAUUUGAUAUACGUUCACGUAAAUCUGAACCAUUUGUAACUCGACAUGUUCAUCAUCUUGGUUUAAUUGCUGGUGGAUCAGGUAUAACACCUAUCUAUCAAAUAUUAAAUGAAAUAUUAAAAGAACAAUCAUCAAUAGUACAUGAUCAAUGCAUUUAUAUUAAAAUUUGGCUUUUAUAUGCAAAUAAAACUGAACAAGAUAUUUUAUUACAUAGUGAAUUAGAACAAUUAGCUGCAUCAAAUACUGAUCGAUUCAAAUUGUGGUAUACUGUUGAUCGAGAAAGUGAACAAUGGAAAUAUUCAAAAGGUUUUAUUAAUGCAACUAUGUUAAAAGAACAUAUGCCACCACCAGCUGAUGAUACUUUAAUAUGUAUUUGUGGUCCACCAUCAAUGGUUACAUUUACAUGUUUGCCAAAUUUAGAUAAAUUAGGCUAUCAACAAAAUAUGACAUUUUGUUUUUAA
Molecule: messenger RNA, 933 nt
Organism: Rotaria sp. Silwood1
Lineage: Eukaryota; Metazoa; Rotifera; Eurotatoria; Philodinida; Philodinidae
Source: the annotation of a GenBank genome assembly